CUUGAAUUCUCCUCAUAUCAAUCUUCCAGCAUGUCGGAUGGCCCUGGUCUGCUGGCUUUAAGCCCGCUCGACCACAUCCCGGCGAAGCUCUUCCUGCCGUAUAUCCUGUACUUCGACACGACCGACACGCAGACAGCCCUCUCCACCCUCCAGAAAGGAAUUGACAGGUUGAUUUCAGAAUUGCCCUGGCUCGCCGGAGAUGUGGUUCUCUAUAGUGUGCCAGACGGGCCCAAGAACCGAAUGCAUAUUGCGCCCCCACGUGUUCCUCUUUCUGAUGUCCCUAUGCUGAAGACCAAGCACUUUGACGGCGAUGCAGACUCUCAUUCUCACCCGAUCCAGUCCUAUCUGCCUCUGCCCACAUUUAUCCCAGCCUCCCAACAGCGUCCUGUUCUUCGCUUUCAGGCAAAUGUAUUUCAUAGCAGGAUCAUUGUGGCCAUGUCCUUCUGGCACAGCGUCUUUGAUGGUACCGGGGCCGGUGUGAUCCUGGAAGCAGUCGCCGAGUGCUGCAAGUCAACCAACGAAGAAAUCACAACCAGCCUCGCGCAGACUAUCGCGAAGACCCAUGAUGAUCUCCGGAAGGAAGUCGCAAAAUUUCCAUCUAAAUGUGUGAAGCGCCUCGACCACAGCAUUGAGUUGGGAACGCCUGUUUUUGAUCCCAACAUUUCCACUGAGCAAUGGAAUGCAAUGGAAUCUGCCUUGUCCUCUAUGGUCGAGACAAAGCGAUACACCUUCAGCUCCGAGAAAGUAGCCAAGGUGAAGGACAUUUGUACUCAACUCAUGCCUCAGUUGCAGUCCUCAAAGUGGAUCUCUAGCAACGAUGUUAUUACUGCAACACUGGCCAUCUGU
This is a messenger RNA of Aspergillus eucalypticola CBS 122712, 846 nucleotides long. RefSeq lists its product as uncharacterized. The record is from RefSeq and is a predicted model, not a curated record. The annotation marks the transcript as partial. Lineage: Eukaryota; Fungi; Ascomycota; Eurotiomycetes; Eurotiales; Aspergillaceae. The transcript has a single exon.